Molecule: messenger RNA, 4770 nt
Organism: Caenorhabditis bovis
Lineage: Eukaryota; Metazoa; Nematoda; Chromadorea; Rhabditida; Rhabditidae
Source: the annotation of a GenBank genome assembly
AUGAUCUUUCCACAAAUACGAGAACUGUUUUGUGAAAAUACCACUAGUAUCCUCGAAGAAAACUGGAGAAAUCGAACCGAGCUGCCCCAUGCGACCGAAUGCGCUCAACACAUCGACUUUUCGAUUAUUCCCGCAAUUUUCUUAAUAUGUUUUUCACCAAAAAUUCUAUACGAGCUUCAUCAUAGCCGACAAUCACACCUUCGUAGUUGCUCGCCUAUUUCAUUACGGAUUAUAUUUUGUUGUCUUCUUGUUGUCGAUCUCAGCAUUUGCCUUGGCUAUAGUUUUUAUUUAUACUAUACUGAUUCACCAGAUUACAGUAAUGUCGUUUUAUUUGGAGACUUCUUUCAAUAUAUCGGAUACUGUCUUGCUUUAACCCUCACAAUUGCAUGUCGUAAUAGAGGAAUAGUAACAUCAGGCGUUUUAUACUUAUAUUGGUUGCUGGUGGUGUUGUGUGGAGCACCUGAAUUCCGAUAUGUGGUUUCCGACCUUGCCCAGGAAGUUCCAGAGAAAAACACCCUCCAGUCUCAUUUGUUUAUGUUCUCAUGGAUUCUUGCGUGUCUUCAACUAUUCUUUUCAUCGUUCGUUGACACCCCAUCUGCUGGUUAUAUUGGGAAAAACUCAUGUCCAGAAUUGAACUCGUCAUUUCUCAAUCAACUCACAUUCAAUUGGUUCACCGGAUUGGCAAUUCUCGGAAAUAGAAAACCUUUGGAGCGCGAGGAUUUAUGGGAUUUGAAUGAAAGAGAUAAAGCUCGCAAUUUAAUUCCUUCGUUUAUGGCUAAUCUCAAACCGGAAGUUGAUGGAUAUAUGCGUAAAAUACGGCAAAAUCGUGAACACGCAAUUCCAAAAAAUUAUCCAUCAAUUUUGUUGCCAAUCUUUAAAACAUACAAGUACACGUUUUUUGCCGGAGCUGCUUAUAAGCUGAUAUUUGAUUUGAUGCAGUUCAUUGCACCAGAGUUGUUGAGACAGCUAAUCAGCUUUAUUCAGGAUCGUAACCAACCGAUGUGGGUCGGAAUCGCGAUUGCAGCCACAAUGUUCAUAUCUUCCAUAGUACAAACCAUGUUUCUACAUCAAUAUUUCCACGAAAUGUUCCGACUCGGAAUGAAUAUUAGAUCGGUUCUUACUAGCGCGGUUUAUUCAAAGACAUUAAACCUUUCAAAUGAUGCUAAAAAAGGAAAAUCAACAGGAUCAAUUGUGAAUUUGAUGUCUGUUGAUAUUCAACGAAUCCAAGACAUGACAACUUUUGUUAUGCUUCUUUGGUCGGCACCAUUGCAGGUUCUUCUAUCUCUGUACUUUUUGUGGAAAUUACUUGGGGUAUCAGUUCUUGCUGGAUUUGUCAUUCUUCUUUUAAUGGUGCCUUUCAAUUCAUGGAUUUCUGUGCAGAUGCGAAAUUGCCAGAUGGAACAAAUGAAAUACAAAGAUGAGAGAAUCAAGAUGAUGUCGGAAAUUUUAAAUGGAAUGAAAGUUUUAAAGCUGUAUGCAUGGGAAAAGAGUAUGGAGAAAAUUGUUCUUGAUAUUCGAGAGAAGGAAAUUAAAGUGUUGAAGAAGUUGGCUUAUUUGAACGCCGCCACAACACUUUCAUGGGCUUGCGCACCAUUUUUGGUUGCCGUUUUGACAUUCGGUCUUUAUGUGUUAUGGGAUCCGGAGAACAAUGUUUUGACACCGCAAGUCACUUUCGUUGCUCUCGCGCUUUUCAACAUUUUGAGAUUCCCACUCGGAAUAUUCUCUUUGGUUGUCAGUCAAGCAAUUCAAUGCUCAGCUAGCAAUACUAGAAUCAAAGAGUUUUUUGCAUCUGAGGAAAUGAAUCCCCAAAACACUAUUGCUUAUGGUGGAAGUGAUUCUGCUGUAAAAAUUACAAAUGGUACAUUCAGUUGGGGAAAUAAUGACGAGGAAAAGGCUUUGAAAAAUAUAAAUUUGGAUAUCAAACGAGGACAGCUUGUCGCAAUCGUCGGACGUGUUGGAUCAGGAAAAUCCAGUCUUCUCCAUGCCCUUCUUGGAGAAAUGAGAAAACUUGAAGGAAGUGUACAGAUUGGAGGGUCUGUCGCUUAUGUUCCUCAACAAGCCUGGAUUCAAAACAUGACUCUUCGCAAUAAUAUUUUGUUUAGCAAAUCGUUUGACAAGCUAUUUUACGAUAAAGUUGUGAGCGCUUGCGCUCUAUCGCAAGAUCUCGCAAGUCUUCCAGCAGAAGAUUUAACCGAAAUUGGUGAAAAAGGAAUUAAUUUAUCCGGAGGCCAAAAACAAAGAGUGUCUCUAGCUCGAGCGGUUUAUGCUAAUUCUGAAAUUGUUCUUCUGGAUGAUCCUCUUUCUGCCGUUGAUGCUCACGUUGGAAAACAUAUUUUCGAGAAUGUAUUGUCUUCUGCUACUGGAAUAUUGGCAACUAAAACCAGAAUUCUUGUCACUCAUGGGCUCACUUAUUUGAAACAUUGUGACCAAGUCAUUGUUGUCAAAGAAGGAUCUAUCAGCGAAAUGGGAACUUAUCAAGAACUAAUGAGCAGCAAUGGAGCAUUUUCGGAGUUUUUGGAAGAAUUCCUAUUAGAGGAAUCAAAACAUCGUGGCAGAAGUGUCAGUUUCGGCGAAGAUGCAAAAGAAGUCGAUGAAAUUUUGAAAGAUUUGGAUCAAGUAAGCCCUUCGGUUCGACAAAGAAUUGAAAAACAGAUGAGUCAUGACAUCGAAAAGGAAGACGAUAAGCUUGAAAUCGUCUCAAAUGGCCACACAGCAAACCACCAUGAAAAUCACAUCAGUCCAAUCGGUAAAAAUGAGGAAAAACAAGCAUUGCUUGGAGAUCAGGUGGAAAAGAAACCAGUUUUGUCACCACCACAAUCAGCUGUCAAUAAGAACAAGCUCAUUGAAAAAGAAACUGUUGAAACUGGAAAUGUGAAGUUAGCUGUUUACAUGGCAUACUUCAAGUCGAUCGGAAUUUUUGUUGCCCUUCUCUUCAUUUUUGUAUACAUCGCAAGUAGUUUCCUGGGAGUAUUCAGUAAUUUAUAUCUGGCCAAAUGGUCUGAUGACGCAAAGGCAAUCUCAAAAAGCGGAAAUGGCAGCAGUACAGAAACUCAACUUCGUCUUGGUGUUUAUGCACUUCUCGGAAUGGGCCAAGCUGUUUCUGUUUGCUCCGCUUCCAUCAUUAUGGCUCUUGGAAUGGUUCGAGCUAGUAGACUUCUUCACUGUAAACUCCUAUCAAAUAUCAUGCGAUCCCCAAUGGCGUUCUUCGAUGUUACGCCGUUAGGACGAAUUCUCAAUCGUUUUGGAAAGGAUGUUGAAGCUAUCGACCAAACCCUACCGCACUCGAUUCGCUCGAUGGUGAUGACUCUUUUCAACGUGAUCUCAACACUAUUUGUGAUUACCUAUGCGACACCGCUAAUCAGCAUCAUGUUCGUUAUUCUAUGCGUCGUCUACAUCAUAGUAUUGGAAAUUGAUGUGGUCGACACACGAUUGCCGUCAACAAUCAUGACCGAAGUUGGUGCAAUUGUGCAAGGCAUCACAAUCAUCUCCGUCAUGAUUUACACUGUCCCCGCAUCCGGGCUUAUGGUUACGCCAGUGCUCAUUGGCUACUACUUCAUACUGAGAUUCUACGUGAGCACUUCAAGACAAUUAAAACGUCUGGAAUCAGCUUCAAGAUCGCCAAUUUAUUCUCAUUUCCAGGAAUCAAUUCAAGGAGCAUCUUCAAUUCGAGCGUAUGGAGUCGUCGAUAGAUUCGUAAAAGAAUCUCAACACCGUGUUGACGAGAAUCUUGCAACCUAUUAUCCCACAGUAGUCUCAAAUCGAUGGCUUGCUGUUCGCCUCGAGUUUGUCGGAACUAUGAUUGUACUUUCUGCAGCUUUGUUUGCCGUUCUAUUCCGAGAUUCGCCAGGUCUUUCUGCUGGUCUUGUUGGUCUAUCAGUAUCAUAUGCGUUAAACAUUACUCAAACAUUGAAUUGGGCAGUGCGAAUGGCUAGCGAACUUGAAACUAACAUUGUUGCUGUGGAAAGAAUCAACGAAUAUACAAUAACUCCUACGGAAGGUCACAACUCGAAUGCAUUAGCCGCCAAAGACUGGCCAAGGAAUGGAGAAAUAUCGAUUAAAAACUACAGUGUUCGUUAUCGACCCGGAUUGGACCUUGUACUUCAUAAUGUUACGGCUCACAUUGAAUCUGCGGAAAAAGUGGGAAUCGUUGGUAGAACAGGAGCUGGAAAGAGUUCUUUGACAUUGGCUCUUUUCCGAAUUAUUGAAGCAGAUGGCGGCUGCAUUGAAAUUGAUGGAACCAAUAUUGCAAACUUGCAAUUAGAACAAUUACGCUCUAGGCUCACCAUUGUUCCACAAGAUCCUGUCUUGUUCUCAGGAUCUCUGCGAAUGAAUCUUGAUCCAUUCUUCUCAUUUAACGACGAUCAAAUUUGGGAAGCUUUGCGCAACGCCCAUUUGGAAUCAUUUGUUCGACAAUUAAACGAUGGACUGAUGCAUGCAAUCUCUGAAGGCGGAGAAAAUCUUAGUGUUGGUCAGAGACAGCUUAUUUGUCUUGCACGCGCUCUUUUACGGAAAACAAAAGUAUUGAUUCUGGAUGAAGCUGCUGCAGCAGUUGACGUGGAAACCGACAGUUUGAUUCAGAAGACAAUUCGAGAACAGUUCAAGGAUUGCACUGUUCUCACGAUUGCUCAUAGAUUGAACACUGUGAUGGAUAGUGAUCGACUCUUAGUAUUAGACAAGGGAACUGUCGCCGAAUUUGAUACACCAAAGAAUCUUCUCGCAAAUCCAAAUGGAAUCUUCUAUUCAAUGGCCAAAGACGCGCAUUUGUCGUGA